Messenger RNA from Nematolebias whitei (Rio pearlfish), 1104 nucleotides. It is a transcript of the gene tmtops3b, whose product is annotated as teleost multiple tissue opsin 3b. Gene Ontology annotation, molecular function: G protein-coupled receptor activity. Gene Ontology annotation, cellular component: membrane; photoreceptor outer segment. NCBI's taxonomy places the organism in Eukaryota, Metazoa, Chordata, Actinopteri, Cyprinodontiformes, Rivulidae. Bases 1 to 1104 code for a protein of 367 amino acids. The transcript is spliced from 5 exons. Gene Ontology annotation, biological process: visual perception; G protein-coupled receptor signaling pathway. The record is from RefSeq and is a predicted model, not a curated record.
AUGGUGAUCCUCUUGCAUCAUAGCAACAACUUCAGCACCGAACAGAGUCCCGGCGUGUCAGACUCUGGAGCUCUGAGCCGGGCGGGUCACACGGCGACUGCGGUCAUUCUGGGGUUCAUCCUGGUCCUGGGCUUCCUCGGGAACUUCCUGGUGUUCCUGGUGUUUUCCCGCUUCCCUGAGCUGCGGACUCCGGCCAACCUGCUCCUCAUCAACAUCAGCUUCAGCGACAUGCUGGUCUGCCUGUUCGGCACUCCGCUCAGCUUUGCAGCCAGUCUGCGCGGCAGGUGGCUGACCGGAAACUACGGGUGUCGCUGGUACGGCUUCUGCAACGCGCUGUUCGGCGUUGUGUCUCUGGUGUCUCUCUCCUUGUUGUCCUUUGAGCGGUACUCCGUGCUGCUUCGUGGGACCCAGCUGAACUCUCAGUACCGCAGAGCCAGACUUGCCGUAGCCAUCUCAUGGUUCUACUCAUUGAUCUGGACUCUGCCACCGCUGCUGGGCUGGAGCAGCUAUGGGCCGGAGGGUCCCGGCACAGUCUGCUCGGUCCAGUGGCAGCAGCGCUCGGCCACAGCUCGCUCCUACAUCAGCUGUUUGUUCAUCUUCUGCCUCCUCCUGCCGCUGCUGCUUAUGUUCUUCUGCUACGGCCGGCUCCUGCUGGCUGUCCAAAGUGUGGCGAGACAGGUGGGCAGGAUCAACCGAUCAGCAUCUGAUCAGACCGAGAGGCGUGUCCUCCUGAUGGUGGUCACCAUGGUGACAGGAUACCUGUUGUGCUGGAUGCCUUACGGAGUUGUAGCGAUGAUUGCCUCCUUUGGACGGCCAGGCGUAAUGACACCUGUUGGCAGCUUGAUCCCCUCUCUUCUGGCCAAGACCAGCACCGUCAUUAACCCCAUCAUCUACAUGUUGCUCAACACCCAGUUCUCCAGAUGUUUCCUCUACAUGAUCAGGUGCAGCUCAGAAGCUCCAGCUUCUUCAGUCAACUUAGCAAGCAGCAGGGGGGUCUGGCCUCCCCAGCUGCCCACUGAGGAGCAAAACCCAGUUCCUGCCACGCUCCCAUCCAGAGAUGAGCAGCAACCUGUCCAGAUGCUUGUGGCUCAUUGCAAAACCUGA